Cladophialophora psammophila CBS 110553 is the source of this 705-nucleotide messenger RNA. RefSeq lists its product as uncharacterized. Lineage: Eukaryota; Fungi; Ascomycota; Eurotiomycetes; Chaetothyriales; Herpotrichiellaceae. Bases 1 to 705 code for a protein of 234 amino acids. The record is from RefSeq and is a predicted model, not a curated record. The transcript is spliced from 2 exons.
AUGGUCCAGCUCAAAGAUGUGAUUACGGGAAUGCGAACCUCAGACAGCUGGACUCGAGCUCCUGAACUCUCCUCCUUCGUCAACCUGUGGCGCGCACUAGACCAACUAGAUGCUGUGCACAAUUAUAUGGCCUUUUUCCGGCGGAUUCUACUGCUACGCAUGGCUUAUCAGCGUGACCGACGCACGGAAACAGUCCGAGACCAAAUACAGAGUGCACAAAGGACACGCCAAUCCUCAACGUCGGGCAAAGUUGAAAGUAUCGUGCUUGAUGGGCUUGUUCGAGAAAUAUUUCCACAUACCACUGAAGAUUCUGAGGGGAUGAAUAUUCAACAAUGGCGGGAGAAGUAUGACCCAGAAAGAAAGAAACUGAGCAACCGUUUAUUCGCAGCCAAAAACUGGCGACGCGCCGUCGAGGUGUUCGGUUUUGGCAUCCUUGCUCUGAUUCCCACUGCAGGGGUCUUCAGAAUACAAAAUCAAAGACUAUGUGAAACCCUGUUAAAUCUUCUGAAGGAAAAGGGAAAUGGUUAUGUUCGUGAUGCUGCAGCACUGCUCACGCCAUUUGUCCAGGCCGUGUAUGAUGGAAGAGACUACGUAUCAAAGAUAGUAGUCGAACAUCUAAAUGAGUUGAACUUGGAGCCAAUGGACCCGUCGAGAAUCGUCGAACUCUGCAAUGAAAUACCAGAGAGCGAGCAGGACGAGAACUGA